Messenger RNA from Mytilus californianus (California mussel), 5210 nucleotides. RefSeq names its product centrosomal protein of 120 kDa-like. The record is from RefSeq and is a predicted model, not a curated record. Gene Ontology annotation, cellular component: centrosome; centriole. Gene Ontology annotation, biological process: interkinetic nuclear migration; positive regulation of centriole elongation; centrosome cycle. Bases 112 to 3177 code for a protein of 1021 amino acids. The transcript is spliced from 21 exons. Lineage: Eukaryota; Metazoa; Mollusca; Bivalvia; Mytilida; Mytilidae.
UUGCAUCAAUAUGGCGGCUGUUUUCAAACAAAGUCAGAUGUUCAAGAACUUUUGAUGAAAUAUUGCCUCUUUUAACAGAUCAGCGUACAUAUAACUAAGAAUUUUGGAAGAAUGGUUGAAAAGGAAAAAUUCUUAGUUGUCAUUUCUGUGUUGGAGGGAAGGAGAUUUCCAAAGAGACCAAAGCACAAAGUCAUUGCUGAAGCCAGGUUUGAUGGUGAACUUUUGGCUUCAGACCCUGUUGACCAUGUGGAGGCCCCAGAUUUCACACAGGAACUGGCAUGGGAAUUGGAUAAAAAAGGUCUACAGCAACACAGGUUGCAGAGGACUUCAAUCAAAAUCCAAUGUUAUGCUGUUGAUUCAGUCAGUACCAUGAAAGAAGUUAUUGGUUAUGUUGUUUUAGACAUCAGAUCUGUUCAAACAAAACAGACUGCAAAGUGGUAUCCAUUGCUACAUUCUAAGUACAGUAAAAAUAAACCGGAGAUUAAGUUGUCCAUUUACCUCGACGAUGAUAAAACUGGAGAACAGCCAAGUUUUAAAGCCAGAGAAGCACCACCUAGAGUGAUAGAAGAUUUAGCAGAAGGAGAAGGGUACUUGCGUACAUUACAGCCAGUUUUAGUAGAAGAUGAGGGAUACUACCAAAUUGGACCUGCAGACAAAUGUAAAGAUAGCUUUGUCAUGUCUGUUACAAUUGGAUAUGCUAAUAAUCUAGCACAGUUAAUUCCAAGCACUCACCCAUUACCAUCUUUAGCCACUGGAUAUUUCUUCUACUUUUCAUUGCUGGGAAAUGAUGUGACGAAUGAGACAUUCCAGGACCUCAUCAACCCAAACUUCCCUGCAGAGCGAGCUUCAGUCAGGAUCAAGUCUAGUGUAGAUGCUCUGAGAACAUUUCUAUCAAGCCAACCAGGAGUACAGGUCCAUUUAUGCUGUGGAGACCAGUCUUUAGGAAACUGUGAAAUACCUCUGAAUACAUUAAUAAAGAGAAACAGUACAGAGAUCUAUAUGAAACCUGUGACCAUAGAGGGACCAUAUCAGCUGAAUCCACCUAACAAGGCAAAGCAACAGAUCUUAUCAGCACCACCAGAUUUAGCCCCUGUUGUUGGUGUGUCAAUAGUACUCAGAAAAGAAGAUAUGGGAGUCAUGUCUCCUGGUAAAGGUCCUUCAGGGGAAAACAUCCAUGAAAUUCCACAGUCUCCUGUGAGAUCCCCAACACAUUCUCCAGUGAGAUCCCCACCAAAAUCCCCUAAGAAAGAUGGACAGAAGUCUCCCAAAAAAGGAAAAGGCAAAGGAAAAAGUAAAGGAAAACAAGAAGAGACUGCAGAAAAAGUAGAAGUUCAUUAUCCUGACGAUUUUGAAAUUGGCAACAAUACUCAGGAAAAUGUCAGUAGCUUGGAGGAGGAUAAAAUGAGAGAACAGAUAUCAAAGAAAUUGAAAGAUAAACCACCAAUGUUUCCAAAGGGACCACCCAGUCCUAUAAUGGCUGGCCAUGAACAUAAAAGACUCUCUGACCAUGGUGAACAAGAGUACAGUAAUCAAACCACAUCUACACAUGUAGCUAUUCCUCCACAGGCACAUCAUUUCACAUUCUCCAUAGAUUUACGCAGCAUCAAAGAUGUGGACUCAUCAACAACAUUUUUUGUUUAUUUAAAGUAUACGUAUCCAUUUUUCGGGAGUGCUUCUGCCAUUAUUACACAUCCUCCAGUAGAGAUUCGUAGAGGUAUGGAGGUACUUCUCCCUCAGUCAUUCUGUGCGUUUGACUUUGCCUGCAGUACACAGCAAUUACAAGAAACAUUCCUAAGAGUUCCAUUGAUGGUGGAGGUUUUCCAUAGAGAUAAGCAACAGUCAAGAGAUAUACUUGUUGGUGUAACUAAAUUGCCAUUAGAACAGAUCAUUUCAACUGAUAAAAAUAGAAUUUCGAGUAAUACAGGAAGUACAGGUUGGAGGCAGAGUUUUGGAGAUAGAAUCAAUGUCGUUUCUCCAGAAAGUGAAAAGAAGGUAGGAGACAUUAGUAUGGUGUUAAGUUUAGAAGACUGGGGACCAAUCUCAGCACAUCAAAUUGUUGUACAGCAAGAAACAACCAAUGUACCUAGUCAUCCUCCUGUAGAACACAAACAACCACCCAGAGCACCGUCACCAGUAGAACCAAGGGAAACACCUGAAUACCAAGCUGCAAUUGAACUGGAGUUGUGGAAAGAAACUCAAGAAAAGAAUUUUGAAAAUCAGUUAAAGCAAAAGGAGGCAUCUUACAUGAAAGCACUUGCAGAAGAAUGGAAGAAAAGAGACAGAGAAAGAGAAAUACUCAUGAAGAAAAAGUUGGCAGAGUAUUCACAGCUAGAGGAACAGCUAAGGAAAACAUUAAAAGAUUUAGAAAAACGAGAGAAACAGCUAGCUGCUAAUGAACAAGAAGUUAAUAGAUUAAAGAAGGAUUUACAGAGAGAACAUGAUGCCAAACUUCAGGAAAUGAAAGAGGCUUCUAGACGUAUGAAGGAUGAUGUUGAUCAUAAAAUAGAACUUGAAAAAUCAAAAACAAAAGAGAUAGAAAAUUUAGUAGAGAGAUAUAAAAGAGAGCUGAAUGAAGCAGAAAUGAAGUUCCAUAAAUUGGAGAAAGAUUUUGCUGUCUAUAAAGAACAACAGAAUACCAAACCAGAAGUCCGACUUCAGGCAGAAAUCAAUCUUCUCACUUUAGAAAAGGUUGAACUAGAAAGAAAACUUGAUGCUGUAAACAAGUCAAAAGUACACUACAAACAACAAUGGGGGAGGGCAUUAAAGGAACUGGCUAGACUGAAACAGAAGGAACAAACUGCAGCUAAAGCAGAAUUAAAGAGACAACAACAGGAGUUAGAACAUAUGAGGUUACGAUAUCUAGCAGCCGAGGAAAAGGAAGUGGUGAAAUCUGAUAAGAAGGAACUAGAGGAAAUUAAGAAUGAAUUAAAUAGGUUAAAACAACUUGAAGAAGAAAAGUUAAAGAAUUCGUUUGAAAAUAGUCCACGGGAAAUGGAUGGUAUGAGACCACUGAAACCAGAUUUAGACGGCAGUAUAGAUGAACAUAUAACAAGACUUAUUGAAGAGCGUGAUACUUUGUUACGGACAGGUGUUUAUAGUACGCAGGACAGAAUUAUCGCUGAAUUAGACAGACAGAUUAGAGAUUCAAUGAUUCAGAAGAAAACAAACAACUUGUGAAAUUGAAAGAGAUAGUUAUAUAUUGGAAGCUUGUCUGUGAUAAAAACAUUGUUUAUGCCCCGAAAUAGUCAUCAGUCAAUUCGUUUUUUUGAAGGAAGCAAAGCAUAGUGUAAAAGUGGUUUCAAAUCAUUGUGAUUGAAAAGAAUUUUGUGGCCAUUUUAUUGUUCAUUAUUGUAGAAAAAGUUUUUUGUUAAAGGGCUAAUUUCUAUGGGGGAAUGACAAACAGUAAAAUUGAACCUGUAGAAUAGAGAAUGUGGUUUUUAGUCAUCUACUUUCAUUAAAGGUUGUUAUUUAGAAUACACACAUGUAUAUUGAAACUUAUAAUAAUAUCAAAAUUAUGUUUAUUCCUGGAACAAAUCACAAUUUACGACAGAAAUUUAUGAACUAACAAGUUAACUUCUUAAUUGGUCACAUUGUUGUCUCUAUUUUAUUCAAAUGGAUCCAGUCCAAGGGGAGGCAAUCUGCAGAAAUUAUAAUUUACUGGGAAAAAAAGUUACAAGAAGCUUGUGUUUGACCUUUUGCAGUAGUUAAUUUCAAAGUAAAAUAACUAAAUUGGAAAAAUCAUUUGUGGUGCUGAUAAGGGAAAUAUAAUGUUUAAAUAUAAUGUGUUAAAUAUGAAGUGAUCUUAAAGGUAAAAAUCAUGAUGCAAGUACAUACAAAUAGUUUCAAACUUUCAAUGUGUAGAUGCUUCAUCAUGUUCAUGUUUAGUUAUGUAAAAAUUCUAUUAUCCCAUUGUUCAUUGUGAAUGAAGUCUGGCACUAAUCAUAUUGUGGUAGUAAUAAAGUCAGUCACUACAAAGCAUCUGGAUUAGUUUAUUUUGUUCUGGUAUCACAUGUUUGAAUAGCAGUGCAACUUAGCAAUCAUAUCUUUUAAAGCUUUUGUACAUUGUAGAUUAAUCAGUUUACCAAGUAGCCAGAGAAAUAUGCAUUUCAUCAAACCUAUCAUCUCAUUGUUAAUUUUAUUAUGGAAAUUGUUCAUACUUGAAAUAAAAAAGUUUUUGUUAAACUUUCAUCUGUCCGGUUACAUUCCUAGUCCAUGUUCGUUAAGCAUUUAUAUUUUACAUGUCAGAUUCUGUUUAAAUUUUUCUGUUGUACCUAAAUAAUAUCCAUCAGAGAAGUUAAGCUAUAAAGCUUAUCAUAUUCUGGAAACAGUCAUAUAUGCCUGAUAAAACAAGAUUCUGAAAGGCCAAUGAGAGUUUAUAAUCAUCAAAGAUAUUUAAUUGCAAUUUUGCACUAAAGUGUGUUUGCAUAACUUCAACAAAACCUAUUGACAGUUAUGAUUUAUAAAAUUCUUAAUAUUUUCUUCCUUUUUUUUGUCUUUCUGUGAUGUAAGUGACAGGAGCAAGACUAAUGCAUGCUGCUUUAGGCGUUGGCAGUGUCACCAAUUGUUAAAGUUUGUGUUUUGGUCAUACAGUUUACAUAAGUAUCAUGGCAGUAUUUACUAUUUCUCAGACCUACAGAGGAUUAAUGGUGUCUUAUGUGAUGGACAGUCUUCAUAUACAAUUCAUUGAUAAGAUGUAUCAAAUAGGCCAUCAUUUAUAGAAUUAAAUAUCAGAAGUCUUGUACUCACUGUAAAUCUUAUAUCUUAGUUCCCCCUCUUAUUGUUAUUUUAGUCCCCCCUCUUAUUUUUUUUUUAGUUUUCUCCAUCCUAUGGUUAUUAUAGAUUCAAUGAAUAAACUUUGAACAUAGAUAUAACUCAGAAUCAUGUUACACCUGUAAUUGCUCUGAUUCUAUGUGAAAGUGAUGGUGUUUUUAUAUAUGAUUAGUUUUAAAAUGUCAAAAAUGUCCUUCAGGUUCUUUUGUUUUUUAAAUCAAAUUUGUGCAUACAGCCAUUGAAUUUAUUUUAGUGAUAUUAUAUUUUAUUGUUGACAUUUUUAUUUAUUUAUUUAUACAAAACUGAAUUGUACAUAGAAAAUUUAUACCAGUGUAAAUGUUUGAAUGAACAUAUAUAGUUAUAUAUAUGUUUUAUGGAAAUAUGCAGCAAGAUGCCAUAAUGCAUUAAAGAAAUAAAAAAAAAUAUAUACUAGCCUUCAA